Messenger RNA from Penicillium bovifimosum, 1020 nucleotides. Its product is annotated as DUF3712 domain-containing protein. Bases 1 to 1020 code for a protein of 339 amino acids. The transcript is spliced from 5 exons. Gene Ontology annotation, cellular component: fungal-type vacuole membrane. The record is from RefSeq and is a predicted model, not a curated record. NCBI's taxonomy places the organism in Eukaryota, Fungi, Ascomycota, Eurotiomycetes, Eurotiales, Aspergillaceae.
AUGUCAAAAUCUGAUAUCUCCGGUAGCUCGGAAGCCGAUGAGGCGCUGCCAGGUCCAGCUAAGCCAACAUUUUGGAACCGAUUCAAGGCACACAUGAAGCGGUUCUGGUGGGCUUACUUGAUCGCAUUCUGCAUCGCAGUUCUUGUCAUUAUCCUUCCUCUUUUAUAUGUCGGAAUUCCCAAUUUCGCAAACGACUAUAUCAACAAGUACGAGUACGACUACAAUGGUCUCGAAAUCACCAACCCCCGACCUACUGCCUUCCAUAUUAAACAAACACAAACUCUUGAAAUAGGGGGUGGCUUUAGUGGCAGUGGUCAUUUGGAUGCCUUCGAUGCCGAAUGCCGCCUCAAAGACACCGGCGAGCUAUUCGCGGUCUUUCCUGUCCCUAAAAUCGCAUUUGGCAACGGGGCCAGUCUCGAGAUAAACCAAGAUAUGGAUAUAUCUUGUGUCGACUGUCUGUCGCGUUUGGCCACCGCGGCUGCAUCUAACAAGAGCUCUUCUAUUCUGGUUAAGGGUUCACCGGAUCUUAAAUUCGGAGGAUUACCAACUGCUCAUUUGAAUAUUCAUAAGACCAUGAAUGUGGGAGGCUAUAAUGUUACAGACUUUAUCAACUCGGAAGGCGCCUUUAACGUCACCAAGGUAGAUCUGCUGGAUCCCCCAGUUGACGGAUAUAACUUCAAUGCCACAAUCUCCGUGCGCAAUCCGACACCCUUCAUUGUUGAGAUGGGACAUGUGUCAUUCAAUCUCAGCAUGGGUGGAGAAGAUUUGGGUUGGGUUGAACUACCAUACCUGAAGCUAGAGAAGACUAUCAGCAGCGCCGUGGUGCUCGGCUCGAUUGACAAAAAGAUGUUGAUCCACGGAGCAGUCCAGAGUGACGAUUUCGGCGUUGUGACGAUCGACGUUAAGGGUAACAGCUGUUCCUUCAAGGGCGUUGACAUCCCUUACUUCUCAGCCGCCAUCAAAGCUGUCUCUGCGUCUGCAACACUCGAUCUACUGAAAUAUGCAUCAAGCUUAUUUUGA